Messenger RNA from Hyla sarda, 7066 nucleotides. It is a transcript of the gene TRAK2, whose product is annotated as trafficking kinesin protein 2. Gene Ontology annotation, cellular component: dendrite. Gene Ontology annotation, molecular function: GABA receptor binding. Gene Ontology annotation, biological process: anterograde axonal transport of mitochondrion; neurogenesis. The record is from RefSeq and is a predicted model, not a curated record. The transcript is spliced from 18 exons. Lineage: Eukaryota; Metazoa; Chordata; Amphibia; Anura; Hylidae. The coding region runs from base 731 to 3475 and encodes 914 amino acids.
UGGCACGCUGCUGGACCAGACCUUUCUCUAAGCCCUGGGUUGGUAUGCCUGGCAGCAGGGAUACUUUAGGAAAUCAACUGUCCUUGACUUGCGAUCAUGUUUAUUGUCACGCCUGUGUCUUAUUCUUAGGCCUACACAUUAUUUCAGCAAACAGGAUGUGCUGGUUGUCAUUAGAGCAGCCGAGGCUUCAUCCAGGCUGUCACGUGGCCAGGGCAUGUUUUAUUCCGAGCCGCAUAGCUGCAUUGUGUGGUGAGGCGAGAGCAAGGCACUCCGGACAUGUACUGUAGAAGGCUGAAGACUGGUGUGAGACCUUUCUUGUUCCAGGAGUAACAUCAGGGUAUGUCUCGGGAAGCUGUGGAUCACAUCAUCUUGGGCAUCUAGAUAUGCGGAGGCGGGACAUCGCUGCGGCUGGUGAUAGGCUGAAGCUCCAUGUGACGUGCCGGACUAACAGGAAGUAAGAAGAAUACAGCCCGGGGACCCAACACCUGUACCGGAGCUCCGGGGGCUCGUUGGCAGAUGAUGUGAAGACUGUCAAAGGAAGGUGGAGUGAAGGUUCUCAUCAUGAUCCAGAGAUGCCCUGAACCAGCAAACAUAUUGGCAGACAAAAUCCUGGCCGCACACGUGACCAGUGACGUUGUAGGAGAAUCUGUGUCUUCUCCUUGCUAUUUAAAAUUAGACUAUAAUUGGAGUAGACACUGAUAGUAACAUCCUGGAGAGUAACGAUAAACCCAUGAAUAUCCACUGCGGAGACUCUGCUCCUGGCAAUGAAGUUUAUAACGGUCAAGAUGCCCCUGAAGUGGAACUGGUCAAUUUGCUAGAAGACGAGCUUCCUCAGUACAAGCUUCGAGUGGACUCCCUGUAUUUCUAUGAUCACCAGGACUGGAUACAACACUCCCCAACACGUCAAAGCAAUGGCCUUGGCAGCCUUUCUCCUGUCCUGGCUGAAGAGACUUUCCGUUACAUGACUUUUGUUGAACUUCCCUCCUCUUCAUAUGAUGACUCUUGUAAAUCAAGUCAAGGAACACAAGUUCUUGGUUCAGAAAGAAUAGAACAGAUGACAAGAAGUUACAAUGAUUCAGACAUGCUAACUCAUCUGCUAACAGAGAGAGAUAGAGACCUUGAGUUGGCUGCUCGCAUUGGACAGGCCCUUCUAAAAAGGAACCACAUCUUGACUGAGCAGAAUGAAUCCUUGGAAGAGCAGCUGUCUCAAGCAUUAGAUCAUGUAAAUCAACUCCAGCAUGAACUGUCUAAGAAAGAUGACCUUCUCAGGGUGGUUUCCAUUGCCUCAGAGGAGAGUGAGACCGACUCCAGUUGUUCUACCCCUUUGCGCUCUAAUGACUCCUUUACCCUCACACAUGGGCUGCUGCAGCUGGAUAACUUACACGUCAAACUGCGAGAGUUGGAGGAGGAGAAUCUUGAGCUACGAUCCCAGGUACAGGCUUCUCACCUGAAAACAGAAACCAUUUCUUAUGAAGAAAAGGAACAACAAUUGGUCAUCGACUGUGUGAAGGAAAUUCGGGAAUCCAAUGCCCAGAUUGGUAAACUAACCGAUGAAUUGGCAAACAAAUCUGAUGAGAUUGUACAAUACCAGGAGGAGAUAUCGACCGUGUUGUCUCAGAUUGUUGACCUCCAGCACAAGCUGAGAGAGAGUGCGAUAGAGAAAGAGGAGCUGAGAAUUCAUUUGCAAGCUUCCAAAGAAGCUCAAAGGCAGCUGACAGAUGAGCUUCAUGAUUUACAGGAUCGCAAUGCAGAAUGUCAAGGCAUGCUGCAGGAAGCUCAGGAUGAAUUAAAAAUGAUGCGUUGUAAAGCCAGCCCCUCAGCACUUCUUAGGCGGCCCCAGUCAUGCAGUGUCUUUCCUGUGGAUUCCUUAGCAGCUGAGAUUGAGGGUACCAUGAGAAGAGAGUUGAGCUUGGAAGAAGACUCAAGCUUCGGUGAACGAAAAAAGCAUCCAAAGCGUGUGUUCAAUACUGUCAAAGUAGCAAAUGAGCUUCGCAGCCGAUCAUCUUCUAUGCCUUUGGCAAUACCUGGGUCGAACCGUACUGGGGUUGUAAUGACAGCACUGCCCUUUGAAUCUGGGGCAAAAACUGAAGAGAAGAAAACCAAUAUCUGCUCAACUAAAGAAGACUUCAAGGAAAAAUAUGUUAAGGAGAACACAAAGUCAGAAAUCCUAGAUGAUAGUUUAGAAACUGCACUUCACAGGCUGCACCUUCGGCGCCAAAACUACCUAAGUGAGAAGCAGUUCUUCAGGGAAGAGUGUGAGCGAGAACUAAAACGUCUUGAGGAUGAGCAAGAUUACAGUGGCUGCAGCACUCCAGCGGGGAGUGUUUUGUCUCUGGCAACCCAUUUUUCAGAUUGCACAGAUUGUUCUGCUAACUCUAGUACCUUGCGCAGUCUAUUACCAGAGAAGUUACAGAUAGUUAAGCCUCUUGAAGGUUCUCAGACUCUUCAUCACUGGCAACAGCUAGCACAACCCAACCUGGGUACCAUUUUGGAUCCCCGGCCUGGUGUACUAACCAAAGGUUUUAAAGCCCUGCCUGAGGAUGCAGAAUACCGCUUGUGUGAUCUGGAAGAGGAUGAAAAAGAAGAUGAGGAAGAUGAGGGUGGAAUAACUUUUCAAGUUCUUGAACGAGAUGAUGCUGAUGUGCCAAAAUCCUCCUUGAGUAUAUUCCUGCCACCAAUAAGCCUGACACCAGCCACAACCUCUGCCACAAACCCUGGAAAAUGCCUGGGUGGCACCAAUUCAACUUUUACCUUCACUACUUGCAGGAUCCUGCAUCCAUCUGACAUCACUCAGGUUACCCCCAGUUCCAAGUACACCUCAUCAUCAUUCUUUGGCAGUGGAAGCUCUUGUUCAACCAGCACAUGUGUGAGUUCUCCUGCCAUUUCCUGUCGUUUGAGCCUUGGAGAAUAUUCUGGUAAAGCAUCUGAUCCCUCCAUGAAUAAUACCAGUAAUUUGACUAAACUGCUAAAAGAACAAGGCAUAUCUGCUAAAGUCAACAGGCCCAUUGUUCAAGAGAAACCAUCACGUCCACAAAAUUUGCUUCUUCCCUCCACUCCGCCCAAUUCUCCUUCCCACUCCCCUUGUCCAUCUCCUCUGACAUUUGAACCAAGAGCAAAUCCUUCUGAAAAUUUCUUGGCAGUUUCAAGGCCCGCUGAGAGCUUUCUUCAAGAAAUGUAUGGUUUAAAGUCCACACGAAGCGUGGCGGAUUUGGGGCAAAUGAAGCUGAGUUUGGUAGAGCGACUAAAGCGUUUAGGGAUUGCUAGAGUAGUCAGUCAACCAUGCACAGGGGAACAAACGCAGGGGCCAGCAUUAAACAAUGGACUUAAACGACAAGAGUCUGCCAUGUUUACUUCAACAAGCAGCAGUCUCAUGGGUGGUUUGAAAAGGAACCAGAGCCUUCCAGCUAUUAUUGGUGGACUUGCUGCUCCUGUUUGCACAUCCUCUCCAAGAAUGGGUAAUUUAAAAGAAGAAUAAGCCUGGAAUAAAAUGGACUGUGUGCAUGUCCGCCGAAUAAAGAACGAAUUCUAGAAAGUUUUAUGUGCAAAAAGUUGAGGGUUUAAGCAUGUUGUGUAAGAGGGAAAUGAUUCUAGAGAGUUUCAGCUGAAGGAUUUAGAAUGUGUCUGAAAAGCCUAAGAAACGUAGAAGUGUAUGUGGACUUGGUGAAAUGGUGGAUGCUGUUGGCUUCUUUUGAAAGCACACACAAAAUAUUUACCAUGAUCGGUUUAUUCCCCUCAGACAGCUGGUUUUAAUCGCUGCCAUUAAUAUUUUUGCGCCAGUUGACGCCAAGACUAUUUCUACUGUAUAGUGUAGGAGCUAAUGCUAUACUGUUACAUAAAGUGUUAAUAAUCAAUAAGUGUAAAUAGUAUUGGAUAUUCCAACAAGCUUUAUAUAAUUUAUAUUAUUAAUGAAUGUACGACAUCCAGUUUAUCAAGAUCUGUGAGCUUAAGAAGGAAAUAAUAAAAUAAAAAAAGUCGAAUGAAAAAUACUUUUUAAGUCUAGGCAGUGUUAACGAGCACAUCAGAUCUGUUGACUAGUCUGGUGUAGUAAAUAAUUGCAUUUCCCCUGAAAUAAUUAUUUGCCAAGCUAUGUACUCAUGUAAUUAUAUGCUAUGUAAUUUUCUCCUGGAAACGUAAGAAUAAAUUUGACCCCUUAUUAGCCUGUCAUGUCUGUAUACAGAGUCAGGCUGGGUUAGGAGUGUAGGGACACCUCUAGGUGGAAUAGCAGAACACACAUGUAUAGUGAAGGAUGCUCUAGAAUUGUUAUAUCAAGGAAAUGCAAUUAUUUAUUACAGACUAACUGUCUGCUUUCCUGACGACAUGUCUAUUUUAAAAAUUGUCAAGUUACCUAUUCUUUUUAAAUACCGUACAGGGCUAGAAGCUUACAUUUUGAGCACUUUAGUUUUUAUGUUAUCGGACUUGAGCAUUCAGUUAAAUACUGGUCCACUUAUUAGUCCAUAUUGUAUUUAAAUGCAACAUAAUAUUUGGAUGGGGGAUAGCUAGGUAAGUCAUCCACAAUUCCCAAGCCAGCUAUUACCUUUACCUUUGUGGUAAGAAAGGGCAUUCUACAACAAAUAUUGAUCAUUAGAGAACAUAGAUUUUUCUAUCUGAAAAGCACAAACUUUGUAAUUUUAUUAAAAAAAAGAAAAUGGAUGACAAAAGGAAAUAUUUAUUAUUCUGAAUGCAAAUUCCUUCUUUGCUAUGUGGUAGAAUAAUAAAAAUGAGAUCUUUCUUUCUAUGUGAUAAUCCUCUUCAGGUAUGGUUAUCUGUAAAACAAUGUAUACGAUUUGUAAUCUGGUGCAAAAUGCAUUCUGUGCAAUAUCAGAAACCCUCAACUUGUCAAUUUUGUAGAAAUAUGAGCCAUUCUCUGUGUCAUUUCUAUGGAUAAACUACAACGGACCUAAUACUGUUCUAUUCUUGUACCAGCUCAUGGUUAAUUCUUACAAUAUUACUUGUCGGCAAUUGCAUGGACUAUAUAAUUACAUUAUUUUGAGUGUUAGUUGCUCUGUAGAUCUGCCUGGUUUAUCUUGAUAAAGUUUGUCCCAAAUAGAUGGGGCUUUUGUGAGGACAAAUAUGGUGUCCAGGAAUGUAGCAUUUUCCAUUUUUGUGGUUACAGUCCAGUAAUGAGAUAUAGAACAAAACACAUGGAUUUAGGCAUUAAUAACAACAAAAAAACUAACAAUGAUAAUGUUGCCAGCAGCCAGUCAGAUCACUGCUUUAUUUUAAAGGGGUUAUCCAGGAAUAGAAAAACAGAUAUUUUUUUUCGACCUGAAGAAGCUGAUUUUAAAAGAACUUGGCUCUAUUUUUCUUUUCAGGAUAACCCCUGUAAAGCUACAGCAGGAAUCUGGUUGCCAAGGGCUACACAGACUGUAGUAUGUUUGUAUGCAUUAGGCCUACAGUAAAUUGUCUUGAUACAUUGUCAGGUUUUUAUUGCUUCUUCUAAAUUGCUUCUUCUAAAAAAAAAAAAAAAAAAAGUUUGCACUAGGCAUUAUUUCUUAGUCUGCUUUCCUGUUUUUCCUAAUUCACAGUCCACUAAUUCUGUAAUCUGAAAAUAAAUUUUUUUUUCCUGUUACCAAUUUUUUUUCCCCCUUUCCAUUUUUAAGAACAAAAAUUGCACUAAUAAUAAUGAAGCAUUAUUUUAAAUAUUUUGUUGCUUUUAUGUAAUACAGAGUUCUAUUGUGUAUUUGUAUCAAUACAUUUACUUUAGACUUUCUGCCCUUUGCAGGUAAAUCUGUUAGUACAAUUGACAAUUGAGUUGUCUUAUUACUAUCAUUGAAUGGCCUAUCAUUUUGCUGAAACUUUUCUGCCCCUGUGGAUAUAUACUCUGAUAUAUAAAGAAGUAAAGGGAAUGUUAACUGUAUGUGAGACAACAUUUGUAGAUAUUUUGUUCUUUUCAUUUGUUUUUGAGGCCUGUUCAUAUGAAGCAACGUUGUACCAUUUACCUAUGGAAGUUUUCCCUUAAUUCCUACAGUAAGUUGCCGCAUCACAAUCAUUUGGGGUUUCCUGUCGAUAACCACUAACCAGGCCUGAAUAGGGCUGAAACACUUGUGACAGCUGAUAAAGUUAUUGUGUUAGUGCUUUGUACAGUAAUAUAGGUCACUGCAUCACACAGACUGGAGGAUCAGCUCAGCUUGGCAUGAAAACAGUCUGUUAUUGGACAUAGGUCUAGGCAAAGAACAGUCCUUUUUCAGACUCAUUUACCAGCAGGAUAGCGACCAUUGUUGUGUUUAACUGUUUUUUAGGCCUCCCUUUUAAUAGAAUGUUUUUAGUAAAUACUUAGAAUACAAUACUGUAGCAUCUUUUCUUAUAGUUGUGCAUGUUUUCUUUCCUGUGUUAUUACUCCUGGAAAUGUAAACAUUUGUAAGCAUGACUUAGUGAUGAGUGGGUAAAGAUAUGCCUUUAUUGACGAGAGGAUUGGUAACCCCCAGUUGUUUCCAUGAGGAAUAACAGAGUAAUGGCAGAACCCCUAUAAGAAAAGAUAGUCCAGAACUAUAUACAAGUAAGUAAUACAAGUUUUUACUGUAACAUACACGUAAUGAGAUGGUACCAGUCUAUACAGUCUAUCAGACCAUGUCAUGUGCAUUAACUGCUAACAUCUAAUGGCAUGUGAUGCACAUCAUAACUGCAUAACUUUCAUCUUUAGCCAGUGGAAAAGCUUUCUUGUAUAAAGACACCUGUUUUGGGAUGGGUUCAGAUUUGGAUUGUUUUGUCAAAAUACAUCUGUUACUUAAAGUGAGAAACAAAGCAACACUUUUCCUUCAGGUUCUUCCCACAGUGGAGUUCUUAUGACCAAAUGUUUCCAUCCUCUGAACUUUUAUCCUGUGUAUUUAUAUGUAUAUUUGCCAUGACAUGGCCAGAGGGCCUGGUGAUGAAGAAAUGUUUCUUAAGGUUAACAAAGGAAAAAAACAUGAAAAAAGUACAGUUAUUUAUCCUGAAGACAAACUGAUCUAUGUAUGUAUGUGUAAAUAUAUAUAAUGCCUUGUUGCACUGUUGCUUUAAAUAUGGUGACUAUAUAAUAUUGUAUUCACUUUUUUGUUAUCACCAAUAAACAUUUUCGAUCUUUGUACUU